Molecule: messenger RNA, 1026 nt
Organism: Striga asiatica
Lineage: Eukaryota; Viridiplantae; Streptophyta; Magnoliopsida; Lamiales; Orobanchaceae
Source: the annotation of a GenBank genome assembly
GGUCAUCACACGUCACAUUAGCAACCCACGUGUCAAAUUAUGAUUUGCUCUCAUACUAAAUCCCAGAAAAAAAGAAAUUCAUUUUCCUUGGCUGGAUAAUUCUUUUCAAUCCACUCCCUUUUCAGCUAGUUUUUUACUUUCUAUGUUCCCUUCCAAGAUGAAAAAUCGUUUUCCUUUCUGAAUCGGAAAAUCAUUCGAGGAUAAACGGAGAACAUAAGCUUCCCUGCAACAAUGGCAGCCGUCACUUCAGUAUCGUUUGCCGCAGUAACUCAGUCCACCGACCGGAAAAUCUCAGUUCCGUCUGUUCGUAAUUGCUUCGCCCUCAAUAAUCACCGUUUGCCCCACACUUCGUGUAACUUUCGGAGCAGGAGCUCGAGCUCCCGUAUGGUGGUUCAUUGCAUGUCCACAGCUACAGUUUCAGACCUGCCAACAGUCUCCCAAACAAAGCUGAAUUUCUUGAAGGCAUAUAAGAGACCAAUUCCUAGUAUAUUCAACACAGUUUUACAAGAGCUAAUUGUACUGCAGCAUUUGAUGAGGUACAAGAGGUCAUACCGCUAUGAUCCCGUUUUUGCACUUGGUUUCGUUACUGUGUAUGAUCAGCUCAUGGAUGGAUAUCCUAGCAAUGAGGACCGAGAGGCCAUCUUCAAAGCUUACAUUGAGGCUCUAAAUGAGGAUCCUGCUCAAUACAGAGCUGAUGCACAGAAGUUAGAAGAGUGGGCCCGUUCACAGACUGCAAAUUCAUUAGUAGAUUUUGCAUCCAGAGAAGGAGAAGUUGAAAACAUUUUGAAGGACAUAUCAGAAAGGGCAAGGAGCAACGGAAGUUUCAGCUAUAGCCGGUUCUUUGCUGUUGGUCUAUUCCGCCUGCUCGAGUUGGCAAAUGUGACUGAGCCAAAUAUCUUAGAGAAGCUUUGUGCUGCACUAAAUGUAAAUAAGAAAAGUGUUGAUAGAGACCUUGAUGUCUACCGCAACCUUUUAUCCAAGCUGGUUCAAGCAAAGGAGCUAUUGAAAGAGUAUGUAGAAAGGUAA